Hydra vulgaris (swiftwater hydra) is the source of this 1825-nucleotide messenger RNA. Its product is annotated as tyrosine-protein kinase CSK. Gene Ontology annotation, molecular function: protein binding; ATP binding; non-membrane spanning protein tyrosine kinase activity. Gene Ontology annotation, biological process: protein phosphorylation. NCBI's taxonomy places the organism in Eukaryota, Metazoa, Cnidaria, Hydrozoa, Anthoathecata, Hydridae. The record is from RefSeq and is a predicted model, not a curated record.
AAUUUAUUAUUAUUCAAGACAUGAAAAAAGAAAUUUGUUUAAGAUAGAAUGCCAAAUCCAACGUCUGGUAAUUCAGGCAAGAGUUUUUCUCCUGGAACUGAAUGUAUUGCACGUUAUGACUUCAAAGGAAUUUCGGAAAAGGAUUUACCAUUUAAAAAAGGAGACAUCAUUGAAAUUCUUCAAAGUACUCGAGAUCCUAACUGGUAUAACGCAAAAAAAGUCUCUGAUGGAAGAACUGGUACGAUUCCCAUAAAUUAUGUCCAACAAAGAAGAGCUCUUCAUUUGCAUGAAAUGCCUUGGUUUUUUGGCAAAAUUACAAGAGAAAAAGCUGAAGAAUUACUUACACCACGAGAAGUUGGAUUAUUUCUUGUCAGAGAAAGUACUAAUUUUCCGGGUGAUUAUACACUCUGUGUUGUUAGUCCACAAAAUAAUAAAAAGGUUGAGCAUUAUCGCGUCAUCUCAACAAAUGAUAAUCGAGUUACAGUAGACGAAGAUGCCUUUUUUCCUAAUCUAAUUGAAUUGAUAAAGCAUUAUGAAAGAGAUGCAGAUGGACUUUGCACUAUGCUAAAGAAACCACUUAAAAAGAAAACAGAAAUGGUUCUACAAUCAGCCAUUUUCAAAGAAUCUUUUCAAAAAGAGGGUUGGGCAGUGCCGAUUGAGGAUGUAGAAUUUAAAGAGUUGAUUGGUAAAGGUGAGUUUGGUGAUGUGUAUAAAGGUGUAUGGGCAAAAAAAACUGUAGCAAUCAAAAAACUUCGUGACGACUCUAAAACUGCUCAAUCGCUGCUUGCUGAAGCAUCAGUAAUGACAACUCUUCAACAUAAAAACUUGGUUGUUUUGGUGGCCAUAAGUUUUCAAGGAGAUUCUAUCCUGAUUUUAACUGAGUAUUGUGAAAAGGGUGUUUUAGUGGAGUAUUUGAGAACAAGAGGCAGAGCUGUGAUUACAUUAGAAGAGCAAAAAGGUUUUGCAAUUGAUGUUUGUAAUGGUAUGCGCUAUCUAGAAGAGAAAAAUAUCAUUCACAGGGAUCUAGCAGCUCGAAAUGUUUUACUAUCUGAUGAACUUUGUGCAAAGGUGUCAGAUUUUGGUCUUGCAAAAGAUGUUGAGCAAGAACUUGCAUCUGGAAAGUUUCCUGUAAAGUGGACUGCUCCUGAAGCAAUUGAGCAAAAGAUUUUUUCAACAAAGUCUGAUGUCUGGAGUUUUGGCAUACUGUUAUGGGAAAUUUUUUCAUUCGGGCGAAAUCCAUACCCACGUGUGCCACUAGACGAAUUAUUAACCAAAAUAAAAUCAAAUUAUCGGAUGGAAUGCCCAGAGAAAUGUCCACCAUUUGUUUAUCAGUUGAUGCUAAAGUGUUGGGAUGCAGAUCCUAGUAGAAGACCAUCGUUCAAGCAAUUGCACAAUGAACUCUUUAAUCCCGACAGAGAAACUAAAUUAUGAAUAGAAAUUUUCAGUUAUAUGUUUUUUUUAUCUCAAUUUUUGAGAGAUAUCAAUCUAGGUCAUUUUUAGAAUUUAUGGUUAUGCGUCAUUUGUAAAUCAUCAUUUUAGAGGGAUUUAUGACAUAAUUAGUCUCUGAAUCUUAAAUACGUUUCUUUUUGUUUUUAAAAUUAUUUUUUUUUUUUUUUGUCACCGAUUAAUUAAUUUAUAUACCUGAAUUUUAUUUCCGAUCUUCUAAUGCGCGCCCAUCCCCCUAAUUUGAAAAAUUGUUUUUCAAACAUUCAUGUGAUUGAUUACAACCUAAAAACAGUUUAUAUAUAUAUAUAUAUAUAUUUUUGUAGGUAACUAUAGUAACUGGUUUAUUUUUAAUAGUUUAAAUGGAAAUUUGUAAUAUCAA